Messenger RNA from Amborella trichopoda, 738 nucleotides. The record is from RefSeq and is a predicted model, not a curated record. NCBI's taxonomy places the organism in Eukaryota, Viridiplantae, Streptophyta, Magnoliopsida, Amborellales, Amborellaceae.
AUGACGAAAACAGAAACAGAGAAAGAGAGAGCAGAAGCUCCAUUUCAGCAUAAAAUGUCAGGUGGGGUGGAUAGUUCAGCCUCCAAAGAUAUCACAGCAGAAAACCCAUUUCCCCCCAAGAACCAAAGACCCUCAUUCUUCCUCUCUUUCUGGCAAUUUUAUUGUCUCUCCAUAGCCAUAACCAUCUCUGCAAUCGGAUUAGUAAGCUUCAAAGACAUGGCCUUUGUAAUCUUCUCUUUCUUCUACACGUUUAUCUUGUCUAAAGUGGCCUUUCCUUUAACAGUCUCCACUCCAAGAACUCCAGUUUUCAAACAAGACAACAAAUGGCUCAAGUCCUAUAUCCAGGUUGCAGCAAUUAUAGGACUGUUAUUGCCCACUGGCUACAUUUUUGAGGGAAUUUUAGAGGGAGAUGAGGAAGGAGCUAAAUUUGCAGCACCCCAUCUUUUCUUGCUGUGUUUUCAAGUCUUCAUGGAAGGAUUUGCUUUCUCCAGUAAGUUUUCAUUGGGUGUCAGUGCUUUUGUGCCCAUCUCUUACAAUACAAGGAGGAUUUUUACACUGGUGGAUUGGGUCAGAGAUGAGUUUGGAAGAGAAGGGAUUGUGGGCUCUAUGUGGAGGUUACAAGCUGGGCAGUGGCUUGCUGUGGUUAAUUUAGUGUUGUGGUGUUUUAAUCUGUUCUGUUUCUUGCUUCCAGUUUACUUGCCACUAGCAUUCGAGCAGUAUUACAAGCCUAAGGUCUGA